This is a messenger RNA of Podarcis lilfordi (Lilford's wall lizard), 6790 nucleotides long. The record is from the annotation of a GenBank genome assembly. Lineage: Eukaryota; Metazoa; Chordata; Lepidosauria; Squamata; Lacertidae.
AUGAGCACCGCCUGGUCUCAGGUACCCAGUCUCAAAGCAGACAGAGCACGAAUCCAUUUCCCAAUCAGACACCCUCCCAAUAUUGUUGGAAUGGAGCUCCCAUCAUCUUAAUCAUCUCUGAGCAUUGGCCUUGUGUACUGUGCUCUGUGCCUGAUGGGAUUUGGAGUCUAAGCUCAUGUGGAGAGGAGAAGGGCACCAGGCUGGACAAGGGUCUGAAAGCCAGCCGUAGUUUAUAACAGCUACUUAUCAUCUAGUGGGGCCUCCUUGGCUUGCAAGGAAGCUCACCGGACCCUCAGGAGGCAUUCCUGGUCAGCUGCCGGUGCAUAGCUGUCAACCGUCCCUUAUUUGGUGGGAAAGUCCUUAUCCCAGCACCGUGUCCCACUGCUGUCCCUUAUUGAUGAUGUCCCUUAAAUUUCCUGGGUUUCAAAGGAAGCAGCUCCUCUCCCUCCCUCCCUGCCAGCCAGGGAGGAGGAGGCUCCAACUGUGUUGCUUGGCUGCCCGCCCCGCCCCCCUCCAGCCUCUUCUCACCAGCCUCGGCCCCCAGGAGCCCCUCCCCACCGGGACUGAGGAGCCUUGAGAGGAGAGCGAGGGCAGCCAUAGAGAAAGCAGUUCAGAGAGAGGAGGAGGCGGAGGCGCGGGCAGGUGUUCCAAGGGCUAACCAUAAAGGGGGAAAGCAGAGGAAGGACCGCAAGCGCUUCCCACAUAGAUUUGUAGUGGUAGACUAGCAUAGAAGGUCUGAUCUGUGGAUUUACUUCGGGCACUAUUCCCCCCCCUUCCUCCCGCCCCACCUGAUGGAACGGAGAGCUACAGAUGGAGCACGAGAGAAAAGAUACAGAACUGCAGCAGCAUCUUCGUAGCUUAGACUUCGUUUUGCCCGAAAAGUGGUGGCUGCUUGUAGUUAUUUAAUUGCAGUGUUUCAUCAGAUGGUGUCAUGAGCAGCAACCUCUGGAAACGAAGGGCCAAAUCUGGCACUGCUCUCCAAAAUUAUCUGGUCCCUUUUAACUUCGUAUUUCAGCUGGUUGGCUAAAAUCCCUUAUUUUGGCUGCCGAUCCCUUAUUUUUGAGGCUGCUGGUCCCUUAUUUUCAAAUCUGUAAGUUGACAGCUAUGUGCCGGUGCCUUUUCUUUCUUCUUGCAGUUCUAUGACAUGUAUGCCAGCAUUCUGAAGUACUUUCCAGGGCCACACACCAAGAUCUAUGACAUUCUGGAAGACAUGAGAGCCUACAUUGCCAAGAGAGUGAAGAAGAACAAGGAGACCCUUGACCUCAAUGCCCCUCGUGACUUCAUUGACUGCUUCCUCAUCCAGAUGGAAAAGGUACCCUUGUUGGCACAUGAAAUGAGUGGGAUUUCCACAGGGAGCUGUAGGGUUAACACAAGGAUCACUAAGACGCACAUCACUUACAAAGAGAUGCGAUCUCUGGACUGCCACAGGGGCUCUGCAGAUUCUGCUGCUUGCUAGCACACCUUGCUGAUAAUACACUUUGCAAAUGCUUCAUGAAUAGGUGUGCCACCAUUUCAGUCACAGGUGAACCUAGAGUGUGCAGGUGAUGGUUACAGGUGAUGAAUGAUAUUGGCUUAGGCAUUGGUCCUAACUGACUAUAUCCGACUUCAGCCCGUCCGCUAGAAGUCCAGGAAGGGUUAACCACCAGUAGGGGAGUCCUGCUGAUGCACAUCAGCUGGUAACUCUCACGGGGUCACCGCUAGGGGGCGUGCCUUAAUGAUCUGAUGGGGUGACAUGUGUCCAGCUUGCCUAGUUUCUCUUCACCCCCAUCAGACAAGUGAUAUCCUUCUUCCAUAAAAGGACUAUAACAGAGGCAGCAGCCCUGAAACCAACUCCCCCUACGUCUCACCCCCAUGGGGAAUCCUGAUGACAUUGGCUUCCUGUUUGUCUUCAGGAGAAAGGCAACCCGUCCAGCGAAUUCAACACCAAGAACCUAGAACUCACCACACUCAAUUUGUUCUUUGCUGGGACGGAGACCGUCAGCUCCACCCUGAGAUAUGGGUUUCUGUUUCUGAUGAAACACCCCGAAGUGCAAGGUAAGGAAGGGAACCAGCACACUGCCGCCAGGCUGAUUAAAGCUCAACCUAGCCUGUUGGGGGCUGGGGAGUGAGUAAGUAAGGGGGAGAUACGAGAGAGGUGUGUAAAGUUAGGCUUGGUGUGGAGAAAGUGGGCAGGAACAGUUCUAACCCAACAGAGCCAUCCAGUGAAGCUGAAAGUUGGGAGAUAACACAGUGAUGAACUAUGGAACUCACUGACACAAGAUGUUGUGAUGGCCACUGGGACAGAUUUAAAAGAGGACUGGACCAACCCAUGGAGAAUAAGACAAACCAUGGCUCUUAAUCACGAUGGCUAUGUUGUACUUUCACUGUUGGAGGCAGAUAUGCUUCUGGGCCCCAGUUGCUGGGAACUGCAAGUCAAGAGAGUGCUGUUACAUUCAGGUCAUGCUGAUGUUUAGUUGGGGACAGGAAGACCAGGUUGCUGGACUGCCUGACCCAGCAGGGCUUUUUAUACAUGCUGUUUUUAUUCCCUGUAUUUUAAUAGACUAGGCUUGUUGUUUUUAAGGAUUGAUUUUUAAUUCCAUUUGAGUUGAAUUAAUUAUUGAAUUGAUUUGAAUUUUAUUAUUACGGUCACAGAUCAGUUCCAGCUCACUUACAAUAUCAGGAAAAUCAUAAAACACAAUAGGAAUACAUUGAAUUGCAAUUGGGUAUAACAGAGACAAUUCAUAUAUAGGAGCAGUUAAAAAUAUAUAGUAAAUCUUGAUCACUAAAAUAUAACCUAAAAUUGUCAUUUAAAACCUUAAUCAUUUUGGUAGUACAGCUUGUUCCCUAAGUUUUAUGGCAGUCGCACAGAAUUUGGCCACCUUAGCGUGAUCUCUAGGUCCUUGUCCUCUACCAGGAGUUCUAGACAUUGAAGUUCGGACCCAUUUGGAGAUUUUUGUAUAACAGGAAUGAUAAAUACCGAGCAUAUAUCCCCGUAGAAACGACAGCAUAACAAGACAUGAGAGACAGUUUCUACCUCCAUCAAUCCGCAGGGGCAGACUCGUUCCACGUACAGUUUACCCUCAAAUUUGCCCUGCAAUAAGGCAGAUGGCAGCACGUUGAAUCUAGCGAGGGUAAAUGACCGUCUGUAUUUGGGUAUUUGUAAUUUUGACAAAUAAUUUGCUGGGGUAAAUCCUCUCCCAUUAUCUUUUAUCACUGGGUGUUUAUUCAUCUCGGUCACGUGGCAGAAUUAAUCAUUUAUUAAAUGGUUACCUUCUCAUAUGCUUUCAGCUUUUUGUAAUUUUUUUUUACUCCUGUCUUGUUUUAAUUUGCGUAAGCUGCCUUGAGUCUGGAGAAAUAAAGAAACAUUUAGCUAGGUUCAAGCUGAAAACUGAACUGCGUUUUGGUGCUAGAAAUCUUAAGUACAGUCAUACCUUGGGUUAGAUGUGCUUCAGGUCGAGUGUUUUCAAGUUACGCUCCGCGAAAACCCUUAAGUAACGGAGCUAUUUCCGGGUUUCGCCGCUCGCGCAUGCGCAUGCGCAGAUGCUCAAAAUGAUGCAGCGUGCAUGUGCGGAAGUGGCAAAACACAACCCGCGCAUGCGCAGACGUGCCGUUGUGUCUAGGAACGGGGCUCCGGAAUGGAUCCCGUUUGCAUCCAGAGGUGCCACUGUAAACGGAUAGCUCAGGGAGUGGACUACGAGACUCGGGGUCGUGGAUUCAAGCCCCAUGUUGGGCCAAAGAUUCCUGCAUUACUGCGGGUUGGGCUAGAUGACCCUUGUGGUCCCUUCCGACUCUGAUUUUCUGACCCUUCUCUGAUCUAAAUGCAUUGGACAGCAAAAAUGCACCAGGAGAUUGACCAAGUGAUUGGCCAGAACCGUGCCCCAAACAUUGAAGACCGGAGCCAGAUGCCUUAUGUGGACGCUGUCAUUCACGAAGUGCAGAGGGUCAGUGACCUCAUCCCCAUGAACGUGGCCCACUCUGUGAUGCGCGACACUGAAUUCAGAGGCUACAUCAUCCCUAAGGUAUCCGUUGUGGGGCAGAGGGGAUGAAAAGUGUCUGGGACACAACAAAAUGGGUUCUUGUUGUUGUUGUUUAAAAGAGAUUGCGUGGUGAGUUCCCACCUCCCACCAGUGGAAAGAACGACACAUGACACCAUAAUUAAGGUGAAUGGGCUAAAAUUGGCCACAACUUUAUUGGUUACAGGUAAAAGCGGUAUUGGCUUAGGCAUUGGUCCUAUCAGACUAUCCGGCUUCAGCCUGUUUGCAUGAAGACUGGGAAGGGUUAACACCAGCAGGGGAAGCCCUGCUCAUGCACAUCAACUAGGUAACUCCCCCGGGGUCGGGGGGUGUGUGCUUUAGGCCCUGACCUCCAUAGGCUUCAGGACGAGGCAACGCCCCCCGGAAUCCUUUACCAGACUACCCUUCAAUAUUUGGGGGAGGUGAUGGCGCUCCCCCCCCAAGAGAUCUGCAUGCCAAUGCUCCUACCAAUGCCUAACCGCCAAUCCCAGGGAAGUUGUGAUGAUUUGCUACAAGGUAGGCGAAAAACCAAAUGGCCGGUGCCAAUUUGCCAAGUGCAUCUGGCUCACUCUGCCUAAUGGCAAGGCUCUUGGCUUAAGCUGAACUACAGCCAGAGGUGGAAUGCCUCGCUGACCCCAGACGGAUGCCCACAGUGAUGCUUCUGUAGAGUGGGGGGACGGGGACCUGUAGAUCAACUGACCAUUUGACCAGAUUGCAUGAGAUUUCUGUGGGUCAGCUACUCAUGUGGUGCCUUCACAUUCAGGCAGGGCAGUCUGUAGAUGUCACAGGGAGGAGUUGGCCGGUGGUCGAAUGUGGCUGGCAAUCCAUCAGUUGAGAGAAGGGGUGAAGAGCUUCUCUCUCUGACUUUCCCGAAUCUUUGCAAUUCUGACCUCAAUAUUCUCUCCCUCUUUUUCCUAGGGGACAGAAAUCUACCCUUUGCUCCACACUGUCCUGUUCGACCCCAUGAAGUUUAAAAGCCCAUUUGCUUUCAACCCAGAGAACUUCCUGGAUGAGAAUGGGCGCUUCAAGAAGAACGACGCUUUCAUGCCAUUCUCCUCAGGUAGAUAGAAUAAGAAUAAGAAUAAGAAUAAGAAUAAGAAUAAGAAUAAGAAUAAGAAUUUAUUCAUUUAUUUCUACCCCUCCCAUCUCGCUGGGUUUCCCCAGCCACUCUGGACUGCUUCCAACAGAAUAUUAAAAUACAGUAAUCUAUUAAACAUUCAAAGCUUCCCUAAACAGGGGUGCCUUCAGAUGUCUUCUAAAAGUCUGGUAGAUGUUUUCCUCUUUGACAUCUGUUGGUAGUGCGUUCCACAGGGCGGGUGCCACUACCGAAAAGGCCCUCUGCCUGGUUCCCUGUAACUUGGCUUCUCGCAGCCAGGGAACCGCCAGAAGGCCCUCGGAGCUGGACCUCAGUGUCCGGGCUGAACGAUGGGGGUGGAGACGCUCCUUCAGGUAUACUGGACCAAGGCCUCCUCUUAAACCAGGCUUCCUCAACCUCGGCCCUCCAGAUGUUUUGAGACUACAAUUCCCAUCAUCCCUGGCCACUGGUUCUGCUAGCUAGGGAUCAUGGGAGUUGUAGACCAAAAACAUCUGGAGGGCCGAGAUUGAGGAAGCCUGUCUUAAACACUUUUUUUAUUUUUAUUUUGGAAAUGAGAACCUCUCCCAUCCCCUCCUCCUUCACUUUUUGAAGUUGUGAAUGUCGGACUUGCGUUCGACCUAGCGACUCUUCUGGAAUCGCCCUUCUCCGAUGUAAUUAACGACCUGAGCCUCUGAUAAGGCUCCAAGCACGUUCCCCAUUCCGCAGAGUAUUCAGCACAGGGAAGGAGCUGAGAUAGCAUGAGCUACAUGCUAAGAGUUUUAUUACGAAGCUACGCAGACAGAAAAGAAACAUAUCCUGUCUGUGUGAGAGCAGAGAGCAACCAAAAACAAAGGAACAGGAACCUCACAUCCGUCUCCCGUGAGACUUCCAACAGUAUGGAAUCUCUGAAAUGUAAACAGAGUCUUGUGACUCCAAGAACUGCACAGUGGCAACAAAGAGAAACUAACAGUGAACCUGGGUCUCCUACAGAAAACAAACCUUCACUGCACUGUGGCUUUUACUUGGUCGUUUGUAGUGUUUACACAUACCCUACUCCCUAACACGCACCAUAAUAAAUAAAUGUGCAAAGGGAUGGGGGGAUGUUAAUAACAAAUAUAUGGGCAAAAUCUGCUGGAGGGAAGUAUUGGUUGUACGUAGGGCUGCCAACAUUGGUCGGUCAAAGUAAGGGACAGGUCUGGGGUUGGAGUGGGGGAGACGAUUGGUUCCCUUCCAGCUCUACGAUUCUAUGAAUCUAUAAGCCAAUUUUACAUACACAGUCUGAAGAAAUACUUCCUUUUGCUAUCCUAGAUCUCCUGUCCCUAAAUUUCACUGGAUGACACACACGCUCACACAGAGAGAUCUGCCAAAACAACAACAGGGUUUUAGUCCUAUAAGAGAGGAAAACUCCCCUCCCUCCAUUCACAUGGAUUUCAGCUGUUCUAUUCACGCCCCAAGGACGUUGGACUUGACCUAAACUUGGCCUCUAACCCCAAAGCCCAUGUCUUCCCUCCCUGCUGAUUCUUCUCCCUUUCGCCUUGCAGGGAAACGGGUGUGUCUGGGUGAAACGCUCGCCCGAAUGGAGCUCUUCCUUUUUUUCACCACCACCCUGCAGAGAUUCCGGCUGAAGCCCCUUGUGGAUCCCAAGGACAUUGACACAACCCCCCAGGAGUCCGGCUUUGCCACCAUCCCGCCCUUCUACAAGCUCUGCAUCGUCCCGCGUUGA